Molecule: messenger RNA, 1191 nt
Organism: Aspergillus affinis
Lineage: Eukaryota; Fungi; Ascomycota; Eurotiomycetes; Eurotiales; Aspergillaceae
Product: gelsolin family protein
Exons: 1
Coding region: 1-1191 (396 amino acids)
Molecular function (GO): actin filament binding
Source: RefSeq, a predicted model, not a curated record
AUGCCUCCCCACGAAGGACUAAUUCACCCCAAGGAAUACGACAUCAAAGACAGCAAUGUCGAACUGAUUGGAUCCGAUCUCGACCACCAGGUCAAAUACAACUCGGCCGCCUCAGAGCCCGCCUGGAACAAUGGCAAGGUGGGGCAGGAGCCGGGGCUGCUGAUCUGGCGCAUCGAGAAUUUCGAAGUCGUACCGUGGCCCAAGGAGCGGGCGGGCGAGUUCUACGACGGCGACAGCUAUAUCGUCCUGCACUCAUAUAAGCUCGGCGAUGACAAGCUGGGCCACGACAUUUUCUUCUGGCUCGGCAGCAAAACCACUCAGGACGAGGCCGGCACCGCCGCUUACAAGACCGUCGAGCUCGAUGAGUUUCUGCACGGCGAGGCGACCCAACACCGCGAGGUGCAGCAACAUCCCUCAGAGGAAUUUACAUCGCUGUUCCGCCGCAUCUCCAUCCGAUCCGGCGGCGUGCGCUCGGGCUUCACUCACAUCGAGGAGGCACCCAAGGAGGAGGUUACCACGCUGCUGCGCAUCUUCAAGCACCCCGGUGUGGGCCGUAUCGAUUCUCUGAUUGUCUACGAGGUCGAGCCCACUUGGGAGAGCCUGGACGACAGCGACGUCUUCGUCCUAGACAAGGGCGACAAGAUCUGGGUCUGGCAGGGCAAAAGCUGCAGUCCCAUGGAAAAGGGCAAGGCGGCGCAAGUGGUACACGAUCUCACUCUCGCCAAGCACGUCGACGUCGAGGUUCUAUCUCAGCUCGAAGCCCGCUCAAAGGUCAUCGUCGACCUACUGGGUGGAAAGGAGAUCACCCAAUUAUCAUUCCAGUCCCCGCGACCUUUCUCGUCCUCUACCAAGCGAGCACCGGCCGACAACGACGCUAGUCCCCAGAAGCUCUUCCGUCUCAGCGACGCUUCGGGCAAGCUAUCUUUCGAUCUGGUCAAGGAAGGAAGUCAGAUCAAGCCCUCGGAUUUGGAUGAAAACGACGUCUUUCUGUAUGACGCCGGGAAUAGAAUCUGGGUCUGGCAGGGUUUGGGGGCCAGUGCCAAUGAAAAGGCCUUGUGGCUCAAGGUCGCUCAGUCAUAUGUUCGCUGGCUCCAGGAGAGCCAGGAAGGUUCCGAGGCUCAUUUCACGCCGAUCGCGAAGGUCACACAGGGGCGUGAAAAUCCGGCGUUCAUGAAGGCGAUCGCCGCAUAA